GCGCAGACCGGUAUGGAGGCUAGCAAUAACGCUGGUGACCGCCAGUGUCAAACGUAGCUGGCUGGCCCCGGGCCCCGCUCUAGACACGCGCCCGCUGGUCUGGCUGUCGGUCCCCUUCCGCGAGGUUCUGCCUGCCGCGGUAGCGUGGACGUCGGGGGCGUUGGGCGCGCAGCGUUGUUUAACUGUCGCCUCGGCUGGAGCCGCCCUGCGGACUGCCUGAAGACGACGCAGCUGGCGCUGAUGCCCCGAGCUAAAGCGAGACCUGAGCAGCCCGAGGGCUUCUGACACCAGUCACCAGAGACGACCCUUAGGGGCACGUGAGACACAGCACAUCUCUUGCCCAGUCACAGAAUUCCGCGAUAGAGCCUAGUGCUUUUAACCUGGAGGCUACAAAAUCUGGAGGGACUACCUGUAGAAGCAUCCCUCACUGCUCACCAUGCCCAGCUGCCACCCUCGUGAUGGAAGCCCAGGGGGGUGGCCUCUUGUAGCACCCCACUCCAUGCUCAGAGCUGUGCGCCUCCCCAGGCUCCUGUGACCACCGGACAGCAAACCCACCAUGUCUGGACCUCAGCACACGGAGCUAGUACCAGAUGCUCAGGGAGACUCCUGCUUGGGCAGGAGAGAUGAGGAUGCCAAGGAGGGAACGCAGAGCUCCCACCGCAUGCUGGGCUUCAGCGAUGCACUGCUGUCCAUCAUCGCCACCGUCAUGAUCUUGCCUGUGACACAUACGGAGAUCUCUCCAGGGCAGGAGUUUGACAGAAGUAUGCAGAAACUUCUAGCCACCAGGAUUGCUGUCUACCUGAUGACAUUUCUAAUCGUGACGGUGGCCUGGGCCGCACAUGCCAGGUUGUUUCAGGUUGUUGGGAAAAUAGAUGAUACACUUGCCUUGCUCAACCUGGCAUGCAUGAUGACCAUCACUCUCCUGCCUUACACAUUUUCCUUGAUGGUGACCUUCCCUGAUGUGCCUCUGGGCAUCUUCUUGUUCUGUGUGUGUGUGAUCACCAUCGGGGCUGUGCAGGCGCUGAUCAUAGGCUAUGCCUUCCACUUCCCACACCUGCUGAGCCCGCAGCUCCGCAGCUCCACCCACAGGGCCGAGACCCAGCGGCACAUCCUGCUCCUCGUUCUCCGUGGCCCAGCGCUGUGCUUUGCUGCAGCCAUUUUCUCCCUCUUCUUCUUCCCCAUGUCAUACCUGCUGAUGGUGACCAUCAUCUUCCUCCCCUACAUCAGCAAAGCUGCCAGGUGGUGCAGAGACAGGCUCGUGGGUCACGGGCAGCCCCCAGACCACAAUGUGGAGCUCUUCACCUUUGACCUGCAUGAGCCCCUUAGCAAGGAGCGUGUAGAAGCCUUCAGCGACGGGGUCUAUGCCAUCGUGGCCACAUUGCUCAUCCUGGACAUCUGCGAGGACAACGUGCCAAACCCCAAGGACGUGAUGGAGAAGUUCCACGGCAGCCUGGUGGCAGCCCUGGGUGAAUACGGGCCACACUUCUUGGCAUACUUCGGCUCCUUCGCCACCGUGGGACUGCUAUGGUUCGCCCACCACUCACUCUUCCUGCACGUCCGCAAGGCUACACAGGUUAUGGGGCUACUCAACACACUGUCACUGGCCUUUGUGGGUGGCCUACCCCUGGCCUACCAGCAGACCUCAGCCUUCAUCCGGCAGCCCCAGGACGAGCUUGAGCGAGUACGCGUCAGCUGCGCCAUCAUCUUCUUUGCUAGCAUCUUCCAGUUUGCCAUCUGGACCGCAGCCCUGCUGCACCAGGCGGAGACACUACAGCCAGCAGUGCGGUUUGGUGGGCGAGAACAUGCCUUCAUGUUUGCCAAGCUCGCUUUGUAUCCCUGCGCCAGCCUGCUGGCCUUCACUGCCACCUGCCUGCUGAGCCGGUUCAGCACAGCCAUCUUCCACCUCAUGCAGAUCUCCGUGCCCUUCGCCUUCCUGUUGCUGCGUCUGCUCGUGCGCCUUGCCCUGGUGGCCCUGCAGGGCCUACAGUCCCUGCGGCAAGCACAUCUCCCACCAGGCCAGGCCAGUGAGGUGGACACUGACACCCAGUCCCUCCUGCCUGCCUCCUGCUAGCACUACAGAAGCCAUACCCACUACCUGCCCAUCCCACCAAUGCUGUAGAUAUUCUGUCCACUGUGAAACACUGUCUAUCCAGAGGA
Molecule: messenger RNA, 2157 nt
Organism: Cavia porcellus (domestic guinea pig)
Lineage: Eukaryota; Metazoa; Chordata; Mammalia; Rodentia; Caviidae
Gene: Tmem175
Product: transmembrane protein 175
Exons: 11
Coding region: 557-2071 (504 amino acids)
Molecular function (GO): potassium channel activity; proton channel activity
Source: RefSeq, a predicted model, not a curated record